Messenger RNA from Trichophyton rubrum CBS 118892, 1638 nucleotides. RefSeq lists its product as uncharacterized. The coding region runs from base 1 to 1638 and encodes 545 amino acids. The transcript has a single exon. The record is from RefSeq and is a predicted model, not a curated record. NCBI's taxonomy places the organism in Eukaryota, Fungi, Ascomycota, Eurotiomycetes, Onygenales, Arthrodermataceae.
AUGCGCUCCCGAAGGUUCAAGCACACGCAGAUUGAUUCGAGGAUGUCAGCAAAGAUCAAGUGGAAUAACAUGAUGAAGACGUUUCUAUGCGUUAUGCUCCGCUGCUACACACUCGAUUGGGAGAAGUUUACAGAAGUCUUUUAUAUUGCGUUUGAAAACAAUCUUAAAGCAUGCGGGUUUCAUGAUGGUACUCGAACCCAGCCGUUACGAAGCCAGUGGAAUCAUCUAAAACACUGGAAGGACCCUAUCUGGAUCUGUGUCAACAGCACUCCUUUAACCCAAUGGGCCGGUCUUAGUUUAUUCGUGGAGAUGAUUGAGUGUACAGCUCAUAGAAAGGUCCGCCUCUUUGCUCAACGAGGUGUCGAUAUCCCGCAUCUUCUUGCAAUGGGGAAAGAAGCUCGUUUAGAACGCAUAUCCUCCUUAUCCACUACACCAACUCGGACACGAAUUCAGCAAACUCCACCAGAAUCACCAGUUCAAAUAAUAUCUCCAGUCCGUUCCCAGCUACCGCCGACGCCGGAAUCUAACUCAACAGUGCCACCUCCACUAGCUAGAGAGCAUUUAUCUACCGAGGCGUUGACACCAGCACAGAGCCCUAAUCAGUCCAUCAAUUACAAUUCAACAUCGUCAUCAUCACCAUCACCAUUACUACCAAGCCCUCUUCAAAGUGUCCGGCCAGAUAUAACUCCCCCUCCGCUGCUCUUUCGGUUUUGGGACGAAAACAGUGGUGGCAUGAAUUCGGCCAACAAAUUUAUCGCAGGCAUGUGGGAUCAAGAUACAACUGCACCGAUACCCGAUCAUUCUACGAUUCAUCCCCGAAUAGUAUCUACGCUGGUUCGGAUGCAUCUUACCAGAAUCAAUGUCUCGUCAGCUUUUAUCUCCUUGUCUACUAGUCCCCUUGGGGUAUUCCAUCGCGCUCUUAGAGCCGGAAAGGCAAAUAUUUCCAUCUUAGACACAUCUAAGAUGAAUCAAUCUCACUUGUUCUCUGUUUUCCCCUUUCUUAGGCACGAACCCAUCAUGUAUGGCAGUGAUGGGAAAAGCCGGUAUUUCGGGCAAGGUGAAUGGCUAGUUUGGGGAAUAAUACCUUCCGAGGCUAUCAUCACGACCUUCUCUACGGAUACCUUGUUUUCCAUUUCCACUGAAUACCCUAGCAUUGGGAAGUUAUUGCAGCUUCAUUUGAUCAAAAAAGCGAAAUUCAACAGAGCUCCCCUUACUAGAAAACUUGGGUCCAAAAAUGUCAUGUCAGAUGUGCACUCUGGGAGGUGCAUGGGUCAGUUUUUAAAGUUACUCAAUGUUCCACAGUCCCAUAUAUCUACUUUAGCCAUGUUAUUUGCUACGAAGUGGUCAUGGAGAUCUCCGGGAGACAAACGAGCGGCGUACCUGCAAGGCGUUCAACGAGGUUUUAUAAGCGCUUACAGCUUGAAACUCCCACAACCUGAUGCAGAAGAUACUGAAAGUGAGCAAGAGGAGGAUGCAACUGGUCAAUACUACGAAGAACUUGAAUCUGACCGUGAAGAUGAAGUUGAUUGUGAAGACGAAGCACAAUAUGAUGCAGGGGAUGGUGUUGAUUUGGCCAGUGGAGCAGCUGAUCCAUUCGCCAUGAAACGUGCAAGUAUUGCAACAAUGUUGAAAUGGUAG